Messenger RNA from Rubroshorea leprosula, 2072 nucleotides. The record is from the annotation of a GenBank genome assembly. NCBI's taxonomy places the organism in Eukaryota, Viridiplantae, Streptophyta, Magnoliopsida, Malvales, Dipterocarpaceae.
UUCCGAGUUGCAUAGUUUGAAGGAAGGUAUUAAUAAGCUUAUAUAUCAUAUGCUCUUCUUCAUGAACUUUUAUUUAGACUCUGAAUUGUAUAAACUGUAUUAAUAUAUAUUUUUGCUUAUUGAUGGUAUUUUCUACAAGCAUCCUACAAUUAAAAGUCCAUGAAAGGUGGAACUAAAGAUGACCCAAAGACACAUCCUCAGAGGAGUUUCUCUUAUCAUGGCUGAAGUACUUGCUUGUUCUGUUGACUCUGAUGUUCAGGUCUCAAGAAACUCAUCUCACUUUUGGGACCAGAAACCCAACAAGAGAAGCUGAAGACAAUCUGGAAAAUUCUUAUGGUAGAUUUCCACAUUAUGGAAUGUUUACAGGUAUGGAGCAUGUAUUGAUGCAGCAAUCACUGGCAUAAAUGCCUCCUCCCUUGAUGUAACUCUAGGUGAUUCCUUUUGUAAGUUGCUGUAAUUAGUUCACAAAUGUUUUGUAUGGGAGUCCUUCUAAUGGUCUAUGGUUCCGAGUAGCAAUUGGCUAUACAUGCUUUCUACAAUACAGAUUAAAUAUAUAAAAGAUUUCUUUUCCUUGUUUCAUUUUAGAUUUCUCCCAACUCAUUUGUGGUUCAUUUCUGAUUGUGACAAUUAUUGAUUCUUUUGUGGAUCUUCCACUCUCAUUUAGUCAUUUUCUUUCGUGGUGGUGUCUCAUUUACUAUUUUUUUAUCGGCAAAGAUCUCAUUAACUUUGUCUUUCUCAUUUUGCUUUGUGCACUCACCAACACUUCUGUUACUCUAGGCCUGCAGUAAUCAUAGAGACUCCUUUAUUGUUAAGGGAUUCAUGAGUUAAAGUGUAAUGGAAAUUGGGAAAGUAGUUAAUGUAGGCCUUAUGUGUUUCUGUUAUAUUCACACAUCCAAGGUAAUAUCGUGUGAUAUUGUGUGUUGCUGUCUAUUCCUCCUGGAUGUUAUAUAUUGCUUUUUGAAAUUUAUUUUCCAUUUAGCCUACAUGGGAUUAGCACUCUUCUUUUAGUCGUCGUAAUUCUUAUUUGUUCUUUUUGAAAGCCUCUCAAGUGUUUUAUUGAUUUCAUCUCCUUUGACGUUUUUGAAGGAUCACUGCAGAAAUGGGGAAAACUCACCUUAUCACUAAGUGGCAUAUAGUUUGGUUGCCAUAAACAGUUUACCUAGUUGUAUAUUGCUUUUAGGCACUCAGGCACUUGUGGUACUACUGCAGAAGAGAUAUCAAGAUGCCAGCUGCUUGUUCUUGAGAUGCUUGUCAAUUGUUGAGUUGAAGUUCCUCUUGCUUUGAACUGACAAAAGAGUGACUAUUGCCUCUGUCUAGCUAUUCAUGCUCUUCAGAAAGGAAUUCUUGAGGUUUGGAAGAUGAGAACCAGACCGACUGGCAGAUGUGAUUACAUUAUUCUCUACCCAAUAAGAGAAAUUAAGAAAGUUGUAUUAAUCAAAUAAUAUUUUGUUUCCAUCCCCUCUCUGGUCAUGUAGAGUAUGCUUCAAUGAUGGUUUAUUGGAUUGUGUGUUGAAGCAGCAGUCACUAGCAUAAUGCUUUAAUUUGUAUUCUGAUUGGAGAUAGACAUUCACAUACUCAAAUCAAUUUCUCUUAAAUAGAAUGCCUUAUAUUUUCUAUUUUGUUCUAAUCAAAAUACUCAAAAUUUUUUCUUAAGAAAAUCUAUCGCCCCCUGGAAUUAUUGAUUCGAUUGCCCACUAACACAAGUCAAAACCAAUUUUCUAUAUAUAUUUUACACUGCAGAAUACCUAAACCUUUUUUUAAACACAUCAAAUGCAGGUUUGGAAGAUGAGAACCAGACCGACUGGCAGAUGUGAUUACAUUAUUCUCUACCCAAUAAGAGAAAUUAAGAAAGUUGUAUUAAUCAAAUAAUAUUUUGUUUCCAUCCCCUCUCUGGUCAUGUAGAGUAUGCUUCAAUGAUGGUUUAUUGGAUUGUGUGUUGAAGCAGCAGUCACUAGCAUAAUGCUUUAAUUUGUAUUCUGAUUGGAGAUAGACAUUCACAUACUCAAAUCAAUUUCUCUUAAAUAGAAUGCCUUAUAUUUUCUAUUUUGUUCUAAUCAAAAUACUCAAAAUUU